Molecule: messenger RNA, 1909 nt
Organism: Suillus subalutaceus
Lineage: Eukaryota; Fungi; Basidiomycota; Agaricomycetes; Boletales; Suillaceae
Exons: 12
Coding region: 1-1452 (483 amino acids)
Biological process (GO): response to heat; protein refolding
Cellular component (GO): cytoplasm
Molecular function (GO): Hsp70 protein binding; ATP binding
Source: RefSeq, a predicted model, not a curated record
AUGGAAGUAGAGCUUCGAGAACCAAGUUUUUUUUUUCAAGAGUCAACUAUUUCAAACUCCGAAGCGCGUCUUCCCAAAACGCGCGUAAAGUUAACUGCCGUGUUCCUCCAUCUCUGGAAAGAAAAAGUUGUGCCUGUAGAUACCGAGCUUUAUGAUCUUUUAGGUGUUCCUUCGUCAGCCAGCGAAGAUGAUAUCAAAAAGGCCUAUCGGAAAAAGGCUAAGGAGCAUCACCCCGACAAGAAUCCCAAUGACCCUCAGGCUGCUCAGAAAUUUCAGGAGAUGGCUGCCGCCUACGAGAUUCUCGGUGAUCCAGAGAGCAGAGCACUAUACGAUGAAAAUGGGAUGGCUGGACUAGGCCCAGGUUCAGGGGGACCAGGCGGCAUGGCUGAUGCUGCAGAUCUCUUUGCUCAAUUCUUCGGUGGUGGCGCAACUUUCUUCGAUAUUGGUGGAGGGGGGCCUGGAGGGGGAGGCCGCCGACACAAAGGCCAAGAUACCGAGGUUCCCUACGAUGUUACGCUGGAAGAUUUAUACAAUGGAAAGUCUGUGAAAAUGAAUAUGGAGAGAGAGAUUAUUUGCAGCACUUGUCAAGGUUCUGGAGCUCGGGGCAACAUGAAACCCAAGGAAUGCGUCCACUGCGAAGGAAAAGGCUGGACUUUUAUCCAAACACAGAUUGCCGCUUCACGAUAUGGCACAGCACGGACGAAAUGUACCGAGUGCAACGGUCAAGGCAGUAAGUUAAAAGAGAAAGACCGGUGUAAAAAAUGCAAGGGUGAAAAGACAGUAGAAGAAAAGACUCGACAAGAAAUUUUCAUCGAGAAGGGCAUGCCGGAUGGACACCGGAUUGUCCUUGCAGGCGCAGGUGAUCAGCAGCCUGGUAUCCCUGCUGGUGACGUGAUUUUCAAACUCAAAACUACUCACCACGAGUCUUUUGAGCGCUCAGGCAGCAAUUUGUUGACGAAUGUCAAGAUCACGCUAUCCGAAGCACUUCUAGGUUUUUCUCGCAUCUUAAUUAAGCACCUCGAUGGAAGGGGCAUUCGGGUCUCCAGUCCACCAGGCAGGAUUAUCCGGCCCGGAGAUUCGAUAAAGCUUCGUGGAGAAGGCAUGCCCACACACAAACACCCAGAUCAGAAAGGCGACUUGUUCAUAGUUCUUGACAUAGAAAUGCCCGAUGCCCAAUGGCUACAAUCCGUGAACAAGCCAGCUUUGGAGAGGCUUUUGCCGUCAAAGAAACCCGACAUGGACCCAAUGCCUGAAAUUGUCGAUGAAGUCCCAUAUGAAGAAGGGGAUAUUGUGGACGUGCGUGCCCGGUCUUUCCCGGCUGGUUCGGACUUCUUUGAUCAAGGGUUUGCAUCGCAGUUCGGAGAAGGAGACGAAAAUGACUGGGAGGACGAAGACGGUGACGACUAUGACGAUAACAACAUGGGAGGCGAGCCAGAGUGCAGACCUCAAUGAUUAUCCCUCUAACGGGAACACGCAUAUUCCAUUCCACCCUCUUAAUCACUCCUCUCGCUCUGCAUUUACAUGUCAUUUCCCACGCUGUAUACAUUUCAUCGCUAAUCGAUACACUGCUCUUGCUUAGGUCUCAGGACGCAUUACCGACAUUGCCGUUGGCGUUAAAUGCUUUCGUGGUCUUCGAUUGCAGCACCCACUUGAUACCGCCCAUGACGUGACCCAAGAAGAGGUCAUCCUGAGAAGGUUUUGAUUACUUUCAACCCAAGACAAGUAUAUCAGACUUACGCUCCAUAUUUCGAUACAAUGACCGAGCCCAGUGAACCAGCUGCGACCAGCAAUGCCGUAGCUUUCAACGCCGGCACCUCGUUCCUGAUACCAAGCUGUGACACAUCGAGGCGGGUCGAUACUGCUUGGGUUAAGUACUCACCAAUUGGGUGGGGAGAUCCAUGGCGCAAAG